Cannabis sativa is the source of this 1087-nucleotide messenger RNA. RefSeq names its product protein SENSITIVITY TO RED LIGHT REDUCED 1-like. The coding region runs from base 50 to 886 and encodes 278 amino acids. The transcript has 2 exons. Gene Ontology annotation, biological process: microtubule-based process. The record is from RefSeq and is a predicted model, not a curated record. Gene Ontology annotation, cellular component: nucleus; cytoplasm. NCBI's taxonomy places the organism in Eukaryota, Viridiplantae, Streptophyta, Magnoliopsida, Rosales, Cannabaceae.
CUUUUAUAUUUGAUAUUUUUUUUUUAAAACAUUUGAGAAGAGAAUAGAGAUGGCUAUAGUUGGUAGCCGAAGAAGAUCAGGGACGACCCAACAGAAUGCUAAUUUACCAAUUGUCUCUGCUAAUUAUAAAUGGAAGAAAUGGUCAUAUUUCGUUCCUCUUGUUGUUGCCCUUGCUGUUAUGUCAGACAUGGCCUUUGUGGAUCGUCUCCACUUCUUCUCUCCGCCUCCACCUAUCAAUCAAGAACAGGAACCAACAAUACAGGAGCUUGUGCAACUUAGUAAGAAUGAACUGGAAACCAUGCCAUUUUUCGACAAUUUUUGGGAUCAAAUUCAAAAUAAUGAAAAUAUUUCACUUCGUCUUGAAAAUCUUGUGAGCUCUUCCAAUGAUAGCAAGAUAGAUAUGGUGAUAUAUUGUAUUGGGAGCAUCAAACAUAGAGAAAAAUCAAGGUUGCAACUAAGCUUGGCACUUUUGUUGAAGGAAAAAGUGGAUUGGAUUAGUGAUAACAUAAAAAUAUUUGAUCCAAAUCUCACUUAUGUAGAGAAUCAAGCUUUGAGGGAUAUGGGUUUUCAAGUGUUGGAAAAUGAUGAGAAAGGUAAAAGAAAGGUGAACAAGCCAACAGUGUUCUACAUGCCUCAUUGUCCAGCAACUAUGUAUGUGAAUGUAGUGAAAGAAAACCAAAAGGGAGGCACAUUGAAAAAUGUCGUGGUAUUAGGGAAUAGCUUCACUUGGAUUAAAAAUAUUUUUCUUGAUGAUAUUAUCGACUCUUUGGGACAAAAUUUUGCCCAUGAGUUCCAAGUUGUGAGAGACGUAGUGGAUUUGUUACCACUAAUUCGGAUUACGUUUAAACACUUAUGUUGGCAUUUUUGCUCCGUAUGUAAUAAUUAAUAAGUGAUUUUACUUUAUAUCACUCUCAACUAGGGACGAUUUAUUAAGGGUCCACUAGCCUCAUUAAUUAAAUGUAUUGUAUUAUUUAAUAUAAUAAUAUGUUUAGUAUUGAUUUGUAUUAAUAGGUUGUGUAAAGUUAUAAUAUAUUUUCAAUAAAUUUGACCCAACACCGACACCAAGUCAGAGACUGGGGUUGACCCC